Molecule: messenger RNA, 690 nt
Organism: Striga asiatica
Lineage: Eukaryota; Viridiplantae; Streptophyta; Magnoliopsida; Lamiales; Orobanchaceae
Source: the annotation of a GenBank genome assembly
AUGGUCGAAAUUGAAGCGGAGAGGGAUUUACUCGUACCUUAUGGCACCAUUCUUGUCAUGUGUCUUAGUAGUCAGUCAAUCCUUGUUGACAGAAAAAAUAAAGAUGACGCAAGUAUUGCUUGUAUUGCCAAGAUUGCGAAGGACGUGGAUGAUGUCAAGUUCUACGGCAAUUACCAAUCUAUGUUAUCGAUGGCGGGGUAUGGUACCAUAGCUGACAUAAUUGUCAACAAAUUGAGCCUCGAAAAUGCCAUCCACACACUGGGGAAAAAAGACCACGUCCAACCGAAAAUAAUUGCUAGGGCAAUCUUGCAGCUAAUCCUUUUCUUUUGUGAGAGCGCGCGGUUCGAUCAAGUUGAAGCGCAUUGUUCCUACUUUCUAGAACCUACAAAAGAACGAAGUCACGUCUCAAUCUCCAACCUACCUAUGUUGUUGACUCAUUGGAAGAAACUCUCAAUCAUAGCUGCGAAAAGGUUGCAAAAUAGUUGUAGACUUGCCUUGUUGGAGAGCUAUGGCUUGACCACAAGAGAAAACGAGCUGAUUACAACUUUGGGGGACGCGAGGAAGGAGGUAAAGCUCCUGCAUGGGACCUCGCCCCUCGACGCACAUGAACUGGAGAGCAAGUAUGCGGUUCGUGGAUUUGAAGAGAGAGUCUGCUGCUGUCAAGAAGUCCACCUACUGGAGGGACUUUAA